Messenger RNA from Caenorhabditis auriculariae, 13192 nucleotides. Lineage: Eukaryota; Metazoa; Nematoda; Chromadorea; Rhabditida; Rhabditidae. The record is from the annotation of a GenBank genome assembly.
AUGAACGGACAAACGCCGACGCUCGACCGCAACGCUCCUCUGCGUAUCUUACGCCCUACGGUGACGGCCAGCCGAAUAUUUCUUUCGUUUCACUUUUUUGUUGUCCUAGUUCACUUGUCGCGAAAUACUACGUUUUACAACUUUCCUAUCAACUACUGUGUUAAUUCCAGUCGGGUCCUAUAGGCUUCAAUUUUUAUUCAAUUUUACGUCUUUCGUUUUUUAAAAAGUACGGCUGAGCAAAUAGCAAUCUAAAAAAACGGCUUUCGACUUGUCACGAAGGUAAAAUAGACAAGCAAGUUAUGAAUAAAUAGUAAUUUAAAAUUAACUGUUGAGGGUUAUUUUAUAUAUAAUGAUAUCCAUACGUUUGAAAAAUUAGAAGAGAGACUGAAAUUGAAAAACAUCAGAAAAUUGGGAACGUGGAAUCGAAAAAAAUCUCAAAUCUUGAAAAACCGAGCGCGACACGAAAUUUGAAAAAUUUUUUUAAUUGCCACAGAAUUUCAUUCAAUUAAAAAGCCUUUUUAGAAUAUAUGAACGUGUGAGAAUAGCGAUAUAACGUGAAAAAAAGUAUAAAAGAAAAGAAAAUUUAUUUCAAUUUACAAUUUUUUGAUAAUUUUUUAAAUUGCAUCGAGUGCGCUCCGUUGCUGAUUUUUCGUUCUGUAGAGUGUUCAGUUUUCUUUGCAUUUUUUCGAGUUUCUUGCCGUUUUUCUUGUCUUUCAAUUUUCUUUGGUUUUGGGAGUGGUUAAAAAACUUUUUCAGCGGGUUUUUACCACUGCUGGAUGGCGAAUCCAUCCGGCAACGUGCCACCAAACUACGGUUACCCGCAGUAUUCGCAAUAUAAUUCGGCGCCGAAUCCUGCGGCUCCAGGAAACAACGGGUGAUUUUUAUAUUUUUACUACUGAAUGAAGAGAUAGUUUUUCAGGUUCCCACAGCAGCCACCCGUGGGACAAUUCCCAUACAGCGCUCCGGCGAAUCCGCAGUUUGUCCAACCAUUGCCGGUUUGUUUUUCUUCUUUUUUUCAUCUUUAUUUUGGUAUAAAAAUAUCGAAUUUGUGUUUAUCAAGGUGAAACCGUCUCCGAAUGUUGUUCAGCCGCAGUUUAGUGGGCCGCCGCAGCCAUAUGCUCAACCUCAGCAACAACAAAUGCCAAAUGGGGUUUGUUAAUUUUUUUGGAUGUUUUUUUAAUUGCAAUUUUGUUGUUUCUAUCUAAUGUAAAUUUAACGCUGGCGAACAUUUUUUUUUGUUUUUGGAAAAAUUGGAGAAAUUAAAGAAACAUGGGUUUCAAAAAAAUGAUGAUAUUUCAAGUUUGGCUAGUUUUUUUCAUUAAUUUUUUUUGACAAAAUUUUUGUGUUGAAUUGAGUUUUCUUUUUCGAAGUUCUCAUAAAGUAUUGAAAUAACUGAUUUUCGAUUGCGAAAAAUAACUUCUGUUUGAAAUAUGCUGAAUGAAUGGUUUCGUGAGAAAGGUCAAAAAUCCUAAAAAGUUGUCGAUUUUUUUCAAGUUUUUUUAGAUGUUUUUAUUUUUUUGAAAGUUCCAUAUACUCCAAAAAGAAAAAUAAAAGGAGAAUGAUGAUUUUUUUUUUGGUGGUAUGAAAAAAACACCAGCGAAAAUUCAAACGGCGACUUUUCCGAUUUUUUCAUAUCGCUAGGGAACUUUCCGACGAAUCUUUUUCUGACUUUUUUUCUCGAUAAAAUCUUCGUUUUAAAUCUUCCUAUAUAAAUUAGGUAGUUGGUUCAUGAUUAAAACACGAAGACAUAGGAAAAAAAAAAUGUUAAUAGAUGUCUUAUAAACCGAAAAAAAUAUAAAGGAAAAAAAGUCGGAAAAAAAGUUUCGUCGGAAAGUUCCCUAGCGAUAUGAAAAAAAUUGGAAAAAGUCGCCGUUUGAAUUUUCGCUGGUGUUCUUUUCAUACCACCUUUUUCGAUGUUUGAGGUUUUUCUUGUAUUUCACGACUUUCCUUUUUAUUAAAAACAAAAAGUUUUUUUCUUCUCAAAAUAUUAUUUUAAGUCAAUCUCAAACUUUUUUUCAUUGAAUUUUACUCAUUUUCAGUUCACGGCUCGACCAUUCAACCCAACGCCGACGACUCCAGUGACGUCGGGACCUCCUGGAGCCCCUAUUCCGAAUAUGAUGCCCCCUCGGGCGAACCCGACGUCUUCUGGAUCGGCCUUCGGGCCUCCGACGUCUUCUCAACCUAUCGGAUUCAGCCAGCCGCCGUCUUUCGGCGCCCCACAGGCGUUUGCUCCAUCUUAUGCUCCUCCAACGGCUCCUCUUCCAGCUCCGACGUCUUCUUUAUCUUCUGUUAGUUUUUAUUUUAUUUUUCUUUGAUCGAGUUUUUAACAUGACAACUUUUCAUAUUUUAUAAAGAUUGAAGACUUAAAAAAAUGAGUUAUAUAUAUUUUUUUUAUAAACUUCAAAUAGACAUAGACACAUUACAUGAAGAGGCCAACAGCCAUUUUUAAGUAUUUUUCCUUGAAGUUGUUUAUCAAAUGUUGUUUUCAAGGUUUUAGAACAGCAUGGACAACUUUUCAAAGCGGUUUUGAGAGAAAUGAUUUAGUUUUUCGUGUUAUUUUAAGUCAUGUGAAUCUUCUGCUACUGGAAAAUUUUUUAGUGUCCACUAUAGGGUUUUGACGUUCGAGUGGGUGCUAUAGUAGUCAAAUUAGUGGCAACUAUAGAGGUCGAAGUGCUACUGCUAGACCAUUAAAAAUGUUUAGUGGCCACUUUAGGGGCCAAUGGAUCAACAUAACUGGUCCAAUCUGUUUGUUUUAAAAUUAUCAGAGUUACUGAAAGGAAUGCUGGAUGAAUAACUACUGCAGUGGUCACUAAAUAGAAAACCUCUACAGCGGCCACUAAAACGAAAAAUAGUGGCCACUAUAGAGGAAGGUUUAGUGGCCACUUCAGUGUCCUCUCCAAUUAGUCCUUGGCGAGCCUCUUAUAGUGCCACUGAAAAUUUUCCCAGUACUUAAAAAAUACAUGAAAUUUAUUUAUUAUUCAAAAAAGUCCAUUUUGUGAAAAUGUUUGGAUUCGAAUCGAUUCAGAUGCAUUCCGGUCCACCGAUGCCGAACGUUUUCCCUCAACAGUCGUCAAAUGGAUUCUCACCUGUACGUCUUUAAAAAGCGGACAGUCUUUAUUCAUGUUCUUUGAGGCUCCUCCACUCCAACAGCCGGUUCCGCAGUUCGCCGGUGGCCUUCCGGCUCGACCAGCAGCCGUUCCGCCGCCGCCACAGGCUUCUUCUGUCCCGACCCCGGGCGGUUUUCCGCAGCCAGGCCCUCCCCAGCCUUUCCCAGCACCUGUCCGGCCACAACAACAAGUUCAGCCUCAAUAUGGGGCUCCUGGUACAGCUUUUCUUGAUGUUUUUCAAGGCAAACGCGAUUUUCAGCGCCUCAUCAGCAGAAUUACGGAGUGACGCAGCAGCAGCCUCAACACAAUGUCCAGCAAAUGAACAAUCAGUACGGGCAAAUGGUAAAUUUAAUGAAUCUUAGUGGUGGAAAAAUGAUAAUAAGGAUAUUAACGAAGGGAUUGUAGGAAAAAAAUUCCAUUAAAAAAUAUUUUUCGCGGCUUUUUCCGAUAAAUCUUCGUUGUAGCGAUUUAGGAUGGUCAGUUUGACUUUUUAUUAAACUUUGAGACCCAUAAAAUUAAGCUUUAAAAAUCCAAAAAAAUUUGAUUCAAAAACAUUUUUUUCUUUGUUCUCGAAUCUUUUUUUAAACAUAAAUAAAAAAACAAAAGACUGAUUUUUUUCUUGAUUUUAAUUAUUUGUUCCGUAUUUUUUUAUCGUUUUUUUGAACACAUUUUGGGAUUUCCUUCGUCAUAUGUCAUUUCUGAUUGACCAUAAACUUAUUUUUGAGUGUUCGAAAAAAAUAAGAAAAAUUCAAUUAAUAAAAAAAGAAAAUGAGAUUUUUUUAAAGAACAUGGGCGGAGCUCCGGCUCAGCCAUAUCGAUCGGAUGUGAUCGAUUUGCUGGCCGAAAGAAAUGUCCAUCAGUUCGGCUGCGAUGACGUCGAGGUGACUCUGCCCCUCAACAUGGCGAAUCCCGAGGCCCGAGUUUCUCCCAAGUUUGUUUUUUUUUUUUUAAUUUGAGCGGGUAUAAGAAAGGAAAUUAGGGUUUAUUCAAUGAAGAUAUGUACUUUAAACAGAGAUAUUCGUGUAAUAUUAAAGAAAUAUCCGAAAGUUCGGAUUUUUUUCAUUGAUAGACUCUGGAAAAUAUAUAUUUCUCAAAAACCGGGCUUUGAAUCACAAUAAUCGUUUUGAAAACCUUCCUUUCAGAAAUAUAUUUUUCCUGAAACUGUAAAAUUGAUAAUUAUUGUAUAAAUAUUUUUUUUUGAAAUGAAAUCGCGUUUGAAAUGGCUCUUUGUUUCAGUUAGACACUUUAUACAACUUGUCUAUAAAAACUGAUCGAUUCUUAGAUAUGCAGGUGGCCACCCACCUACCGUAACCCGGCUACAGUAAGAGGGAAUAGCUCAAAAAGUUGCGUCUGCUUUUCUAAUGAUAGGUUAUCACACUGGAUGAAGUUUCAUCAGAAUAAAAAAAUAAAAUGUUUUUUGUGAGUUUUGAUUUUGAGAAUUAUAGAGAAAACGUGUUAAGCAGCUUUCUCUACUGCUUUUUGAUGUCUCCGCGCGUGUAUCGUUUAUAGUCGGGCGCGUUUUGAAGUAAUUUUGGUAGUUUUAAGUGCGACAAUUGUAAUGAAAUAUGAAGAUGUUUGAUAACUUUUUCAACCUUUUAUUUUUUUUUUUCAACGAUUAUAAGGUCGUUUUGACAUAAGAAAAAAGAAAUCAACCUUGAGAACUUUUGUUGAAAUCUCAUUCUGUCUGCGUUUUUCUGUUCCCUCACCCAGAGAAAUAUGAAAAUAGCACGUCAAAAUGAGAGGGUCGACGAGAAAAAAGGAGGGCGCAGAGAAAUCUCUGCCGUUUCAAGCUGUGGGGAAUGGACUAUAUAUUCGAAUUCCCUUGCCGGAUGUUUCUAAGACAUUUUCCUAAUUCCAGCGUGUUCCGAUGUACUGUCGGAAUGGUCCCCCAGUCGGAAGAAUUACUGAAGAAAAGUCGCCUUCCGUUGGCUGUCACUUUGCAUCCCUUCAGGGACAUUAAAGUUGGAUUAAAGUGCUGUUAGAAGAUAAAUUGGGAUUUUUCCAGAACCUGAACGUCAUCCAGACGGGCAACAUUGUCCGUUGCCGGUACUGCCGGACUUAUAUUAAUCCUUUCGUUUAUUUGCCGGACAAUCGCCAUUGGAAGUGCAACAUGUGCAAUCGGAACAACGAUUGUGGGUUUUUCUGUCUAUUUAAAAAAAAAAGGUAAAAAUCGUGGAAAAUGUUCAAGAAACCAGGUGAGAAGUUCUAGAAGAUUUUCGAGAUGCUAAAAAAAAAUUUCUUUUUUGAAAUAAAAAUAUAAACAAUAUGGUCCAAUAUUAUUGGAAAAAAAUUUAACAAAAAUGGUAUGAUAUUUUUUAAUUGAAAACUGGAAGCAGAUUUUUUUGGCAAUUUUCAUUUUUAUUUAGAAGUUUUAUAUGUAAUUGUGCAUUUUCUUCUCUUUUUUGAAAAAACACUCUUUUGCUGUUUCAGAACAUGGUUAUAAAAUGAAUAAAAAGGAAAAAUUUUACUAUUGUAGGCGUUCAAUGACGAGUUCAAAAAAGUUUCUCGAAGCUUUGUAUAGCAGAUCCACGGCUGGCUUGAGCCAUCGGAAAAAGGGUCCUGACACGAUAAAAAAAAAAGAGAUAGUGCCUGUUUGGUGGAGGGCGCAGACAGGCCACGCCCCUUUGGGUCCCAAGUUAGCUGUUAAUUGGCUAUAUUCCUGAAAUAAGUUCUCAGGAUCUUAAACUGAACAAACUCUUCGAGAAGCUCUUUUGAACUUCCUUUCGACUUUCUUGCUUUUUUUUUGAGAGCUUAUGGUUUUCAGUCGUUUUUUUGUUCAAAGUUACUAGGUUUUCUGUAAUUUUCAAAGCUCAAAACUUGUUAUAACUGUGAAAACGAUUGAAAUUUAACUUUCAGUAAUUUUUAAAUUCUUUGUUCAGCUGCUGAUUAGGAAACGCUUUUUAGCCCCGGUUGAACUUUUGAUAAAACUUUCUUCUUUUGUGCAAGAGUGUACUUUAGAACCUCCUGGUUCCAAAACAAGAUAAGGAUUUCUCGCAAUAUUUUUUCGAUUUAUGAAGCUUCUAGUUUUUUUUUGAAAAAUAUGACAAAUCAGCGUUUUUUUAAACUUCCGGGGGCUGAAAAGGCUAGAAAACGCUCCGGAGUAUUAACUUCACUCAAAUUCGAUUUUUGUUUUAUUCUUGAGUUCUUUUUUUUUUCAGUACCCGACGAUUUUUCAUGGGAUCCGUCGACAAAAUCUUUCGGAGACCCGAGAAUGAGGCCAGAAAUUCAAAAUUCAACGGUGGAAUUUGUGGCCCCGGCUGAAUAUAUGGUCAGUUUUAGGGGGAAUAUGGUUUGAAAUAUCAUUUUUUUUAGCUUCGAGAUCCUCAACCGGCUGUUUAUGUUUUCGUACUCGACGUCAGUGCUGCGGCGAUUCAUAGCGGUACAUUUUUUCCAAAUUCUGAUUUUUUUUGCUCGAUACUUUUAUAGUGAAGUAAACGUGUAAUGGGAGAUUUUUGUCAUUUUUCCAGGAUAUUUGCGAACUUUCGCCGAACAAUUGUUGAUUUGUCUCGACCAAAUGCCUGGCGAUGAUCGUGCUGUGGUCCGUUUUUUCCAGUUUUCAUGACUUUUCAAUACGUUUUGAAGUUUUUGAUUCGAUAAUUUUCAGAUUUCCUUCAUUGCCGUCGACGCCUGCCUUCAUUUCUUCACUUUCAAUGACCACGCCCGCUGUUUUUCCGAAAUGAUCAUCGAUGAUGUUAAUGGUAGAUUUUUCAAGUUUAUUAAAAAAACGAUUUUUGGCUAGAUAAAUGGAAAGAGAUGUUAGUUUUUUUGAGUUUUUUUCGAUUUUUUUUCAAAAAAAUAACUGCUUGAAAUAUUUCUCUUAUUAUAAACUUCUGUGGGUUUUUGAAAGUUUUAAAGUUUUUAAAUAUUGAUUUCUGAAGUUGGAUUUAAUUUUUUUAAUUAGAGAAGGAUGACAUUUUUUUAAAGGAAGUUGAAAAAAAGAAUAAUUCGUAAAAUUUUUGGCCCUAAAUUGUGCAAGUGGAACUCUUUAUUCAGCCUAAAAAGGUAACUCAAAAAUCUUUAAAAAUUUGAAUUUUUUUGAAGUUUCAAAUUGUUUUGGAAACGGGAUCUUGGUCUAUCUUUAUUUUUUUGAUUUUUGUAUCAAAAAAAAAAAAAAAUAAACGUUCAUAAUGCAGUUUUUCACAGUAAUUUUUGCGAAAGGCCUAAUUUUCUCGGGCUCUCCAAGAUUUUUUUCAUCUUUUUUUCUUUUCUCUGACAGCUAUUUCAAAUAUUUUGAAAUAAACGAAUUGAAAAAUUUUUGAAAGGAAAAAAAUUUUUCAAAAAAAUUUUUAAUUUUUCUCUUUUUCCAUCAUAGUUUUGGAUAUACAUAUUAUUUUUUUGGAAAUAGAAAGUCAUUCCAAAGUUUUUCAGAAGCGUUUCUGCCGACUGUCGGGGGAAUGUUGGUGAAUCUGAAGCGAGAAAAAAAGAUCCGAUCCGAUCUUUUUGUCACGAAAUUGCCCAAUAUUUUUCGCCUCGAUCAGCCCGACUUCCAAUGGAAAUUGUCUCGGCGCCGCGUUGACCAUCGCGCAGCAAAUGAUUGUAAUCAUUUUCGUGGAUAAAUAGUGGAAUUUGCAUUUUGAAGACUCAAAUCGGCGGUAGGAUAUCUGUCUUCCAAGCGUCUCUACCGAAUCUCGGUCCGGGGGCCUUGCAACCGAGAGACGAACCCAAAAUCACGGAGGUUUGUUGGGAAAAAAAGAGGAGGAAGGGGUUUCAAAACGAAAAAAAUUCCAGGGAAAAAUUGAAUUCUAUAUAUUUUAUCGGAAAUUUGGGAAUCAAAAAAAGUUAAUGUGAAAAAUAAUAUUUUUUUUGAAUUUAUUAAUAUCUUUUUCUACUGAAGAUGCUUUUCAAACGCGAAAUAGGGUUUAGUAAAGUUUGAAAUUCGUUCCAAAGUAAUCUUUUUUUCCUUUUUUUUAAAUGGGUUUUUGAAACAAGUUUUGUUUUUUUGAAAAAUUUUCAGUGAUUUUUUUAAAACUUCGUUAGUUUCAAUUUUUCAUAAUUUUUUUAUGGAAUUUUUCAUGAUCUUGGCGUUUUCACCACUCUAUCUCUAUCUCUACUCUAUUUAAGAGGCUUUUUUUAAGAUUAAAAAAAGUUUUGAACAUUAUUCGAAAUUUUUUUCUGAUGCAACAACUUGAAAUUUAUCAAGUUUCUGUUCAUCAACUAAAUUUUUUUCGACAUUUUUAAGCUCAAAAAAAAAACUCAAAAAAAUGUUUUCUUUUUUUGCCCCGGAACCACUAAAAAAACCCAAAUUUCAGUGAAUAAGGUGGAGUUUAUUACAUAAAACUACACGCGGAAAAAAUUAACAAGGAAUAUUAACAAGGAGUAUUCAAAAAGGGAAAAUAAUCAUUUGACGAGCUAAUUUUGAGAGUAUUUAAAAUUAUUAUCAAGAAAAGAAGUUCAGAACGUUCAAAACUUUGGUCCGGCCACCGAUUUCUAUAAAAACCUGUCGUUGGAAGGAACCGGGGUCCAGAUUUGCAUGGAUUUGUUCAUGUUCAACUCGGAAUACGCGGAUAUCGCCUCAAUUUGUGAGAAAAUAUCAAUUUUUUCAUUUAUUCCAUCGAAAUUUUCAGCUGAAAUCUCCAAGUUCUCCACAGGCUGCAUUUACACUUUCCCUAACUUUAGGUUCGCCGAAAAUGCUGUUCAGGUAACUGGAAAUAUUAAUAAAUAAGCAGAAUGGAUGUUUUUAUUCAAGGUGAAACGAUUCGAAUCGACUUUUGCGCGAUAUUUGACCAGAAGAAUCGGAUUCGAGGCCGUUUUGAGGAUACGUUGUACUAGAGGUAAUAAUUAAUAAAUUGUGUGUUUUGGAAAUUUUUUUGAACAGUACUGGGAAGAUCAUAUAUGUGAAAGACCAAAAAAAACUUCAAAAAAAAUUUCGAUAAAGGGAAAGGACAUAGAGUUUUAAGAUUAUUUUUUUCACCUCAAAAUCUUGAGAAUUCGAAUUUUCUUUUCGGGGAUCGUUACAAAAAUAUGAAAAGCUUUUUAAAAAUUUUAGAAUAAAGAAACUGAAGAAUUUUUCACGAGAUUCCGUGUUCAAAAUAAAUACCUCGAAAUUCAAAAAUUAUCUCUGAUUCUCCGAAAUUUAGUUAUCUUUCUCACUCUCUGAUGGUUAUUUGGAAUUUUUUUGGCUUCAAUUUUAAUGAAAAAUUUUUUUGAGAAAAAAUUGAUUUGAAGUUUUUUUGUACUUUUCGCGAUAACAUUCAAACGGAAACUCUUUUGAUUUUCCAUUUUUUCCUAUCCAUUUUAUUCCAUUUGAGGAGUGAGUCUGAGCGGAUUCCACGGCAACUUUUUCGUCCGAGCCCCGGAUUUGUUGGCCUUCGCCAAUUGUAAUCCGGAUUCGGCUUUGGCUGCCCAGGUUUCAGCUCUUUCCUGUUUCAGAACCUUUGAAAGAUUAUAUUUCUAGGUUACUUUGGAGGAAAAAUUGGCCGCGACUGUUUGUUUCCAAUCGGCCCUGUUGUACACGUCGAGUAAAGGUAAAGAUUUGGAACUUUUCUAAGUUUCAUAAUAAUUUUUGAAACUGGAUAGUUAUUGAUUUCCCAUAUUUCAAAGCAGCCUGACAGAAUGAAGUUUAAUGUCGAACAAAGACAUAUUUUGCAAAAAUAGGAACAAAGUUUAUUUUUCACAGUGACAAGUUUGUUCACAAAAUUAUUAUUCUGAAGAAGAAGCUGAUUUUUUUUUCAGUUCAUAGUUCGAAAAAUUUAAACUGACGUGGAUAUACACAGUUCAAUCGAAAAUGAAAUUUUCUCUUUAAAUUUCAAGAGUUUUUUGGGAAUUUUAAAGAAGUUAUUUCGCAUUGACAAUUUAGAAAAAAAAUAAUUUUUUUGAAGUUUCUUUUUCAAAUUUUCUAGCUGAAGUUUAUCAAGAAUCGAAGUCUUUUCAUAAGAAUUUUUGAAAGAUAAGUCAUUUCAGGAACAUUUUCUGUCGCCCAAAUCUUACGAGUUUCAAAAAAUCUUUGCCGAAACGGUUUAGAUCAUGACCAACUCGGUCAGACAAAAAUAAGAAAAAACUGUUUUUUGAUCACAACUUUCUUGCAGGGAGUUUUAUCGUUCUGAAACCUUAUGGAGUUGUGAUGACUGUUAUUUGUAACUUUCUGGUGGUACUUCAGUUCGCAGAAAAAAAUCAUCUUCAGAAAGUUUUAGAAAGACUGAACUCCAUACAAAAAAGUGGGGAGCAAACAUUUGAUUUUCGUUCCUUUUCUGGCGGUACUGUAUCCUUUCAUCGAAGUAUUAUUGUCUUAGGAGAUCGACGGAUUCGCGUCCACACGAUGUGCCUGCCGACAACCGGCGACCUCAUGCAGCUCUACAAUCAUUUCGACGUCAAAGCGACGGUUUCCUACUUGGCCAAGAUUGGUUCGAACUCGCGGCUUCUGAUGGCCUGCAACUGAAUCUCUCUUCAGGAAGUGAGAGAUCGAUGUUGGGCACGGCGUUGACCGAUUCCCGCGAGGCGAUCGUCAACGCGGUCGUCGACAGCCUCGGCGCCUAUCAGAAGGCCUUGUCCCGAGGCGGAGGUCUUCUGGUUCCCCGGUGUGGACAGCUCCGACUCUUCCCUACUUACGCUCUCGCCAUGCUUAAAUACGUCAGUUAUUCUUUUUGAUAGUUCAAAUAGAUCCAUUUUUCUCAAAUAACUUAUGAUACUUGAGGCACGUAAAGCAAAAAAAACAAAAUCAGAAAUCAAAAAAAAUUUCAAAGCUUAAAUUUUCACCUUUCUUUCUCAUUUUUGUAUAUUCAGCCCACUUUUUCGAAACACUAUUUAAAAAUAAGUUUUCAAAAAAUCGGUCUUUGCGCAGUUAGAAGAAUGUAUGUUCAUGAAAACCAAGGUUGUCCAAAAUCCCGUCUUUCUCAAAAAUUUCUCUUCCUUCACUCGUUUUUUUCUUUCUUGAAAGUUUUUUUUCCUUAACCUGCAUUCCUUUUCCCAAUCUUCACAACUUUCUCUCUUUUUUUGUGUUGAUUAUGAAGUUUUAGCGUUUAAUGUUAUUUUCUUUAUUGGAAGCCUUGAAAAAAUUCAUAGUUCCAUUUUAAAAAACGUGGUAAAAAAAACCUCGAAGCUUCACGCGAAAAAUGUUUUUUGUUUCAUCCCCUAUCUCUAACCAGGGGGUUUUGGUAAGUUUCAAUAAAUUAUCAAAAAAAAAGGUUUUUGCGCUGUAUUCCUUCUUAAUUUUUCGCAAUUUCUGCCUCCGUGCAACCUCGUUGGAACAUGAAUCAAUUAACAUUUUUAUUUUGAUUGUAGCGUUUUUUUUAUUCUUAAUAAUUUUAACGGUAUUUUUUAAUCAAUUCUCUAUCCUUUCAGGUCGCUUUCUCGGCAACGAGACACACGAAACUCGACGAAAGAGUCUCGGCGAUGCUGAUGAUCCGUUUCUCGCCCCUCGAACAAAUCAUUUCGGACAUUUAUCCGCGACUUUUCCGCUUGAAUGACUUGUUGCAGGUUAAAAUUUUCGGAUCAUGUAAAAAAUGACCAGUUUGAAAGAGCUCUGUGAAUUUUUUUCGAGAAGCUUAGCAGUUGUAGUCUCUGUGCCACGACUUGAAAUUUCACGGAACGACAUUCCGUUGUUCCGCUGCGUGCGUUCGCGGAGCGUCUUUCCAAUCUAGGUCACGCUUUCAAUUGAUUGUUAUUGCUGUGGGAGCUCAUGAAAGUAGAGCACCUUAUUGAAAGAAAAAAAAAAUUAAAAGGGCGACCAAGGUUCGCAAAGUCGCGCAGCGGCACAGCGGAAUGUCGUUUGGUGAAAUUCCAAGUCGUGGCACACAGGUUAUACCUUUGACUUAUGCCGUGUUCAAAGUAAUUUCCGCGAAAUGCAAAAUACCCGUUAGAGAAAGGAAAAGAUAACUAAAUUUUGGAGAGUCAGAGAUCAUUUUUCAUUUCGCGGAAAUUACUUUGAACACGGCAUUACUUUCCCAGCAAAGAAUUUUCAUUUUUCUUCUUUCCUCUCGCGCCAGACUAGGCACUUAUCUUCAGUGCCAUCCUCUAGGACCGAUUCAGAUCUUUCCGACGUACUUUUUAUAUUCCAGCCGCUGCAGAAGACGGUUGCCGACGACGGAUCAGAAGAAGAAGUCCAGCCUCAGGUCCUCCCGCUCACCUUCGAACACAUCCACCGCGACGGCGUCUACCUCAUGGAGGCCGGCUCGACCUUCUUCGUCUACGUCGGCGCCAACUCCGACCCUUCCUUCGUCCACAACCUCUUCGGAUGCGCCUAUGAGCAUAUCAAUGAGGUUUCCGAGAAAUCAUCUCUCAUCAAAUCGGAAUCUUCAGCAAUUCCUGCGCGAGCUCGACAACGAAAUCUCGCGACGCGUCCAUUCCUUCAUCAAAAACGUUCAAACUCAACGCUUCUUCCUCGGCCCCUUGAUUAUCAUCAAGUUGGUUUUUUUAUUGAUAAGAAUCCUAUUUAGGAAUUUUUCGAAGCAGAGUUUGGGUAAAGGAAGAAUGAGUAACUUUUGAAAAAAAUUUAUUUUUCAUGAAUUCAAAAAUAUAUAAACUUUUAAGCCUAAAAUUUUUGGACCUAGUGUUUUUUUUUUUCAAAUAUUAUGUAAAUCUUGAAAUUGUCGCUGUAGGAUCUCGAAAAACACAAAAAAGUAAAUUUGAAGGUUUUUUUGGAGAUAAGCUCAAUGUCUAAGAAUCAUCUAAGAGUCAGAAACCGAAAGGUCUAAGAAUGAUCUUUAUUUUUCUAGAAAAAAAACUUCUUUCUAUUUUUUUUUUUGAGAGUAUGAAGUUACAGAUUUUAUUGACAAGACUUAGAUUCCUUCGAAAAAAUGCAUCAAAAUGACAAAAAAAUUUCAGUUUUAUUCAAAAAUUUUUUUAAAUCAUGAAGAAAUGUUUGCUCUUAAGCAGGCAAAACUUUUUUCUGUUUCUUGGAUAUGCAUUUCUUUAAAGAACUGGGAAGCUCAUUUUAGCAAUAUUUUUAUACUCGUUUUCAAGAGACGUUACUUUAGAAAAUCAUAAAGACAUAGUUCAAAUGAUCAAUCUUCGAAAACGAAAGAAAUAUCUGCAGAGAGCACUCCCCACUGCGCGAACAGUUCAUCCGUCGACUGGUCGACGACCGAUCCGAAUCCACCCAUUCCUACGUCGAGUUCCUCCAGCACAUCAAGCGCGAAAUCAGCUCUUAA